Messenger RNA from Osmerus eperlanus (European smelt), 3055 nucleotides. RefSeq names its product potassium channel, subfamily K, member 12 like (gene kcnk12l). The transcript has 2 exons. Gene Ontology annotation, cellular component: plasma membrane. Bases 405 to 1799 code for a protein of 464 amino acids. The record is from RefSeq and is a predicted model, not a curated record. Gene Ontology annotation, biological process: potassium ion transmembrane transport; stabilization of membrane potential. Gene Ontology annotation, molecular function: outward rectifier potassium channel activity; potassium ion leak channel activity. NCBI's taxonomy places the organism in Eukaryota, Metazoa, Chordata, Actinopteri, Osmeriformes, Osmeridae.
CAUAGACCAACAUAGAAUAUUAAGAAUGCUAAACAAUUUGUUGGAGGAUGGAAAAUUCCAGAGCAGUUGUAUGGCCAUUCAACUGAAUGGACAUCACUUCACUGUGAAAGGCUCAUUGGUACCAACCCAUAAUACCCUCUGGUCCAGAUCUUCUGGCUAUUCCCUACCAGCCUAUAGGACUACUCCUUGUGUUUAUGGAACUAUCCUUGUCUUAUUCUGUCAACCUGGACACUUCCUGGACGCUUCUUAAAUCACAGAAAGGCUUUUGGACAAACCUGCUGCUCUGUGAUUUAAGCUUCCAAUGGAUAUCUUUUUACGUAUUGUAGUCAGUGCAUUAUGUGUUGUUGGUGGUUUGCUGUGUGUAGUGUGUUAACAGGGAACGAACAGAUCGGUGUGGGAGGUGCAUGUUAGUGCAGUGGUGUGUCUUUGCUGGGCCAACCACAGUUAUGGCUCGUAGGCGCGGUGGCUGCUGCUCUCGGCUGCCACUAAACGAGGACAAUGCACGUUUCUGUCUCCUGGCCGGGCUCAUCCUGUGCUACCUGAUGUGUGGAGCGGCCAUCUUCUCCGCUCUGGAGCGCCCCUCCGAGCUGCUCGCCCGCCGUCUCUGGGACCAGCAGCUGGCCAACUUCACUGGGCACCACAGGGUGAGCAGGAAAGACCUGCACAUGCUGCUGCGUCAGUAUGAAGAGGCCAACGGGGCGGGCAUUAGAGUGGACGCACUCCGGCCAAGAUGGGACUUCUCUGGAGCCUUCUACUUUGUUGGCACAGUGGUCUCCACAAUCGGCUUUGGAAUGACUACUCCAGCUACCAUAGCUGGUAAAAUAUUCCUUAUCUUCUAUGGUCUCAUCGGCUGUGCUGCUACAAUCCUGUUCUUCAACCUCUUUCUGGAGAGAAUCAUCACCAUGCUCGCCUAUAUCAUGCGCUGGUGUCACGAGCGGCGACUGAGGCGAGCCGGUGUCGGCGGCUCGUCGGGCGGAGAGGAGCCCCACAGUGAGGAGGACAGUCUGGAGGGCUGGAAGCCCUCGGUCUACUACGUGAUGCUGAUCCUGGGGGUGGCCUCGGUGCUGAUCGCCUGCAGCGCCUCCACCCUCUACUGCACCAUGGAGGACUGGAGCUACGUGGACUCCCUCUACUUCUGCUUCGUGGCCUUCAGCACCAUCGGCUUCGGGGACCUGGUGAGCAGCCAGAGGCAGCGCUACGAGGCCCAGGACGCCUACCGCCUCGGGAACUGCCUCUUCAUCCUCAUGGGCGUGUGCUGCAUCUACUCGCUCUUCAACGUCAUCUCCAUCAUCAUCAAGCAGACGCUGAACUGGAUCCUGGCCAAGCUGGCGUGCCCGGGCCACUGCUGCUCCUGCCCGUGCCCCUCGCUGAGGGGCUGCUGGAGGCUGUGUUGCCCCUGCCUCCUUAACAAGCACCCCACUCUCAGGCCCCCGCCCGCCAGGCUCCGCCAGCAGCGGCUCAAACGCAACGCGGUGCAGCCCGCGCCGUCCCACUGCCCGGCGGGCCGGCAUCGCUACACGGACGCCUCGGUGGAGACGGUGUGUGACAGCGAGACGGACGCCGGGGCGGGGCCCGACGGGGCCUACGGCGUGGGGCGCCGGCUCUCUGGGGAGAUGAUCUCGGUGAACGACUUCACGGCCUCUAAUAAGGUGUCCCUGGCCCUGCUGCAGAAGCAGCUGUGCGAGACGGCUCACCAGGGCCCCCGCCAAAGCCAGGCCCGCCACAACGGCUUCUCCGGAGGGGUGGGCGCCUUCGCAAUCAUGAACAACCGCCUUCAGGAGACCAGUGUAGACAGGUAGUCCCUUCUCCCCCCCAGCAAGCCUCUGCUCCCGUCUAGCCAUGGGGGAAAACAAACGCUUUAUUUAAAUGUAGACAUGCACUGAAUAAAUGAGUGCACAUGAAUUUGGAAUAUCCUUCGGAGAUUGUUUUUUGGACCUGGAUGGUCAUUUCCGUGACUAGCUCAUUCUUGAUCAAUCACGAAGAAAACCUGUUUUAGCGAACCACAGUAACUUGCUGCCAAAGACCAUACAUUUACACCAGAUUCAGAGAUUAUUGGAGAUAUACGGCACUUAUAUUCUGAUAGAGGCUUCUGAGUCAGACCCAACUCUGACAUGAAUUCCAGACGUUCAUCAAUAUCACUGAACUCCAGACUAUACUUGAAUAUCCCCAUUUUCUUGUGUGGAGAUAAGCGUUGGACAGAUGCGUGUCAUUCAGAGAACAUCAGUCUGGAGAGGGGUCUGUCUCGCUCAAGUGAUUGGCUCGUGCCGAAGGCAAUCAGACAGUGGGAGAUUCUGAGGGCCUCUUGAGAGGAAGGCCUGAUUCAUGAGAGCACUGCAGAUGUCCCCUGGGAUCCUUAAAACAGCACAAUGGUUGUCCGUUAGGGUCUGUCCACGAUCAGUGAAUAAAGAGAUGUGGCCGUAUUCUGUAUUUGCAUUCUCGGCCAUCUGAAGUCUGCAGGAGCACCUGAUGAAUAUGUAUCGCUGUUUGAAUGAUGUGGCUUAAUUACAUAUCCGUCAGAAGAAUAGUAUGGCAGCUGUAAGGACAGCAUUCAUUAUUCUGCAGAUAGCUCAAGGAGGGGACAGUACGUUUUAAUGCAGUGUCUCAUUGAAGUUCAGUGCAAUCAUGAUGUAUGUGAGAAGUCAUAUUUUAAAAGGUAAUGUAGUGUAGGUGAGGCUUGGGACAAAUGCCCUUAUGUUAAAGAGUGCUCCAGUGAGUGUGAUACAGGCACAGUCAAGAAACCAGCAUGUAGAAAAGACCAGGAUGGUACAGAGUCUAAUCAAAUCAUGUGUGUGCAGGUGUGUGUUCAUAAGAAAAGCCAUGUAUCAUCUGCAAGUUUUUUCAUUACAGUAUUAUUAUUAAUAUUGUAGUUAUUAUUAAUAUGUAGCUGUUAUAUGUUGACUCAAUGCCUAUCAAAGCAUCACUUUAUCAGAAGUGUCAGGGCACCGAAGAUAAGAUUUGAUGUCUUGCACACACUGAACACUAGGUUGCAGCAAGAAGAAUAACAUCUCCACCUAGUGGAUAUAUUAUGAACUAAACUGAUUAAGGAAUAUCAUUU